ACGAGACCUACAGCUAGGUGUACAGAGUACAGUCCUGUCUACCUAAGGCUUUACAACAUCACGCCUUAUCCUGUUUGAGGAAAUCUGUGGAAGAUGAGAUGCGUAGAGUGGUCGUGACGGGUCUAGGGGCUGUGACGCCUUUAGGUGUUGGUGUCCGCCGAACGUGGCAACGCUUGCUCAAUGGCGACUGUGGCAUCGUUUCAACGAGACACCUUGGGGAUGAGUUCAAAGCCAUCCCGAGUCAAGUCGCGGGUCUUGUGCCAACUGGCGUGAGCUCGAACGAGGAGGGAUCAUGGCGGGCGAAGGAUCAUGUCACACCUACUGAACUAAGACAGACGGCCAAAUUCGCCCAGUACGGUCUCGCGGCAUCGGCAGAAGCACUCAAGGACGCUGGCUUUGAAGGUGGGAAAGGACUGGAUCCUGAGAUGACGGGUGUCUGUCUGGGCUCAGGUAUCGGCAACCUGGAAGAGCUUUACGAUACGUCUGUGGCGUAUGCCCAGGAGAAGAACUACCGCAAAAUCCAUCCGCUCUUCGUCCCUCGCCUCCUCAUCAAUCUGGGAGCCGGCCAUAUAUCCAUGAGAUACAACCUCCAGGGCCCCAACCACGCCGUCACCACAGCAUGCACCACCGGAGCUCAUUCGAUAGGCGACGCAUCACGGUUCAUCAAUUCAGGCGAAGCAGAUGUCAUGAUCGCUGGGGGAGCAGAGGCCUGCAUUCAUCCACUCGCGAUAGGCGGGUUCGCCAGAUCGCGCAGUCUAGCCACUGCAUUCAAUGACGAGCCACAAGUGUCGUCCAGGCCGUUCGACCAAGACAGAGCAGGCUUUGUCAUCGGAGAAGGUGCUGCAUGCGUGAUUCUCGAGGAGCUCGAGCACGCAAAAAGCAGAGGUGCCAGAAUCUACGCCGAAUUGGUCGGCUACGGCAACUCGGCUGACGCACACCAUCUCACCGCUCCGCGAGAAGACGGCAACGGUGCUCUUCUCGCCAUGAAAAAGGCUCUCAAGCAGGCACAAAUUCGUCCAUCAGAGGUUGACUACAUCAAUGCUCAUGCAACUUCUACUCCGCUUGGAGAUGCCGCUGAAAAUCAAGCAAUCAAGACCUUGAUGCUCGGAGGCCACGGAAGACAAAAAGCUUCUGAGAUCAAUGUUAGCAGCACCAAAGGCGCCAUUGGCCAUCUACUAGGUGCUGCGGGAGCUGUCGAGGCUCUUUUCACUAUCCUAACGAUAAACGAGAACAUGUUGCCUCCCACGACCAAUCUGUUUUCGCGUGGUGAGGGCUUCGAUUGCAACUACGUUGCAAAUACUGCGCAACAGGCAAAGGUGCAAGUGGCGCUUACCAAUAGUUUUGGUUUCGGCGGGACGAAUGCUAGCAUUUGCUUUAAGAAAUGCGUUUGAGGUCGUCAAGCCAUAACCAAUUGGUGGAGGAUGUGUUGGACAUCGAUCGAAAUGAGGUGCUUCGAAGCACUGGCGUGCGCAGGGUCGCUGACAAGAAUCGCAAGACAAGAAUCGCAAGCUUUGCUAGUCUGUGACCGAGAAGGCUCACUCACUUCAGCUAAAGCGCGGAUUGAAACGUCGGGAACGUUGUGACCGACGGGUAGGUGGACGGACUUCCGAACGAAUAGGAGUACGCGCUAUGGUCUUGCCUCGACCAGGAACAACGACAUCAUCGCUAUCGGUCACAACUUCCGACUUGCCAGAGUCUCCCAGCAGGCUAUCAUUGUCUUCAGCAGUGACUGUUGAAGAUCGACCCUCGUUCUGGCUGUCAUCUUCGUCAGGCGUGAGAACUGGAGUCUCGUCCUGGUACUCGCUAUCGGCGCCUUUAUACUUGGGUGUUGUUGAAAAUUCGUACUUGAGCGGGCCAACAACAUCUGCAGGUUCGUCCUGCUCUGUUUCCGGCACGUCUUCUUCGGCCUUGCUGUCCGUAUCGGAGACGUCCUCCUAGGAUACGUCAAUGGAUGUCUUUCUGGAAUGUGCUCUCAUGCCUGGUUGAGCCAUGCCAACGCCUGUCGGCGCUGGUGAAGCAGAUAUGGCUUGCGAGAAAGCAUCAUGGGUUGCAGAUGGAGGAACCGCACUGCGACCAGCGUCGGCCGGUACGCUGAACAAUCCUGCACCUCUAUUGCCGCUCAUGGCGUUGGACAGCGUCUCUCUGAGGCGAAUGAGCUGAUAAUUGCGUCUCCUGGGGACUAAGGGUGCGGUGACAAGCGGCUGAGGGCUGGCUAGACUUCUCGCUAUGGCCGACAUAACGGCAUCGCGUUCUUCAUCAGAAUCGACAGGUCCUGCUAGUGUUGGAUCGAGAUCCUCUUCCAGAAGAGCCGGGGCGUUGGCGUCGAUCGCCGCUUCUGUAAAUCAUACAUAUUAACAUCGAUCAGAA
Messenger RNA from Exophiala xenobiotica, 2367 nucleotides. RefSeq names its product beta-ketoacyl-acyl-carrier-protein synthase II. Gene Ontology annotation, molecular function: 3-oxoacyl-[acyl-carrier-protein] synthase activity. Lineage: Eukaryota; Fungi; Ascomycota; Eurotiomycetes; Chaetothyriales; Herpotrichiellaceae. The record is from RefSeq and is a predicted model, not a curated record. The coding region runs from base 99 to 1391 and encodes 430 amino acids. Gene Ontology annotation, biological process: fatty acid biosynthetic process. The transcript is spliced from 7 exons.